AUGCAUUGCCCCUUUACCCUGUUCUAUUUUGUAACGUUAUUAUUUAAGCUUUUUUCUUUUGCAAUAAGAAAUUAUAAAAAAUAUAAAGUAAGAACCUAUAUUGCUUUAUCAGCACAAAGGGGUCCUAAGUAUUACUUGUUCAGAAGCAGUUGUGAAGAAAUAAAUAUUUUAUCUGUUGAAAAAAAUGCAAAAUUACUUCAGCCUUUUCUCAUACGAAGUAUAGAUGAUAAUGGGUAUGAUGAUAAUGGGUAUGAUGAUAAUGGGUAUGAUGAUAAUGGGGAUAGUGAAAAUGGGGAUAGUGAAAAUGGGGAUGAUAAGGAUGACAUCACGUACGAGGAUAUUAAAGAGUAUUUAAAAAAAAACAAAAUAGAUGAUUAUGAAACAGACGAUGGAAAGAAAGAAAUUAUGAAAAUAAUUAAUUAUAUACCUACUCUAAAAAAUGAAAAUGCCUUUUUUUCCAAAUUUGGCUAUGUGAAUGGGGAAAAGAAAUCCAUGGAAUAUUAUUUUAACGAAAUGAAAAAAUUAAAAGAAGAAAAGCAAAAGAAAAAUUACAACAUUUUAAAUUUUAUUCUGUCUUAUUUUUUAAAAAAAGGACGAAAUUUUAAUGGAUCUACUGCUAUUAACAAAUACAAAAACAUACAGUCUUAUUACUACUACAUAAAUACUCUAAUAAAUCAUAGGGAAGCGGCGCUCACAGUUCCAUACGGGGAACUCUCAAGGAAGGACAAUCUAUUCUCGAACAAGGCGUUGUGCAAGUUCAUAUCGUUUUACUUAAAAAAUGUUUAUAUUAUAAAAUAUGUGUGCUUCGCCUGCUUGAGUGGAACACUAACAUAUGCAAUGAAGACUAUGAUAAGGAGAAUUAAACUCGAAAAUUUAUUUCUUUUAGAAAAUCAUAUAAACUUAAUAUCCUAUUUUAAAAAUAUGCAUAUAUAUAAGAUAGGAUUAUUUUGUUUAUUGAUUAACUUCUUAUGUAUUAAUAAAUACAAUCAGUAUUUUUCAAUAACAGAAGAAUUUUUCUCUAUAUUAUUUUCACAUUACUUUUUUUAUGAAGGUAUAAAUAAUUUAAAUAAGAGAAGCAUAGAAGAAUUUAUGAGUAAAUUUAACUAUACUUUAGAUGAUAUACUAAUUUGCCUAAAUGAUAUUUUUUCGCAAUAUUUAAAUAAAGUAAUAUAUAUUGACGAAAUGAUGGAUGAUAAUACUAUUUCGAAUAUUAAUAGUUUUCUAUCCUUGUAUCAUACGCUAUUCAGAAACAAUAUAGAAAAUAUAAAAAGCAUUACUAAUCUUAUUCUAAAUAAAUAUUAUGCUUACUGUAUAAAUAAAGAUAACUCAAAUAAAGAUGCACUUUCAAGAUUGUACUACAUUUUUUAUAUUAUCAGUCUUAAGUUUAAGUAUGACAUUGUAGAUGUGCACAAGUUGAACAUCAUUAGGGAGAAUACGUACAGUAUUCCAUUCUUCUGUAGGAGCAACAAACUUUCUAGUUACGUUUUUCUCGAUCGUAUUUCGGAGCAUCUGGGAGUAAAGGAGAAUGCAAUUAUUGAUUGUCUUUUAGAAAGGAUGAAAGGUGAUUACAGGGAUUAUAUAAUUUCUGUACUUGACAGCAAGCGUUACUCAAACAAUGUUUUUGAAGACGUUAAUAAAAUGAAUUUUAUAACUCUAGAUACUCGUGUAAUAGAAGAAGUCAACUUGUCAAUUUUUGUCAAAAUGGUCAAACGUAUUAUUGAAGAGGAACAUUAUGAGUCUGUGUAUGUUCAACCGAAUCAGACGGGGCAGAGAAAGGCAGUAGUUAGAGAAGAUGAGAAAGAAAAAGGCAAACAAAAGGAGAGCUAUCAAGAGAAUUAUGAAAACAGAGAAAGAGAGGGGGGGACGCACGACAAAUAUACACCUGAGCAUAAUGUACAAGAUAAGGAUAAUUCAAAUAAUUUGAUAUAUCCACAGAAGGACAUCUAUCUGAAGAAUGGUGAAGAACCCGUUUUAACAUACAAACAUGAUGCUAAUAGAACUAAUAAUACUAUGAAAGGUAAUAGUGAUAGUAGCGAUGUCCAGAGGAAAGAGAGUAAGGAAGAUGAAACGAACGGUGAGGGAGAUGAUCAGACAAACAUUGAUAAGGAAGAUGAGAUUUCAUAUGAGGGGGAUAACGAAGCUGCCUAUGAAGAGGAGGAGGAUGUUGAAGCCAUUGAUAAGCAGGACGAUUUUACAUUCUUAGAUACGGAUGAAAACCUGUAUAAAAACUUAGAAGAAAGUGUCGAUUAUAUAGUAGAGGAUAGUACGAAAAAAUCCGUCGGUAAGGAUAAAGUUGAGGGAGAUCAUCUAGAAAAGAAGAGGAAAGAACUAAGUGAAAAAGAACAAUUAUUAAAAAAGUUGAACGAUAUAUAUUUUUUAAGAAAAUAUUUCAUUAUUGACAAACAUUUUACAGAUAAAUAUUUAGAAAAGUAUUUAUAUCAAUAUAUGUAUAAAGAAUAUAAGAUAUUCAUUAAUAAUUUAAUUUUCAAAAAGAUGAAAAAUAAAAAUGACAAUUUAUUUUUUUUGAAAAGAGGUAUAACUCUGUCAAAUAGGGCUACUGAAUAUAUUAUAAAAAAUAUUAUUAUCAACUUUGUAAUAAAGACAAAAGAAAAUAUUAAUAUUUUUUUAAAACUUGAAAAUAUAAAUAAAUGUUUAAAAUUAGUUGUAAACCUAAUAAAUGUUUAUAAAAAGGUAAAGAAGAAAAGGAAGUACCUCAAGGUCAGUCACAAUAUCUUCAAUUUGGAUUACUCAUUUUCAUGGAAUAGGCAUAGUGAAAAUAACAUGGCUAAUACAGAUGGAUACGAUCAAAAUAAUGGAGAACAAUAUUUCUACGAGAAUGAUGAUGAAACGAUGGAAACUAUGGAAGCAGUGCAAUUAGGUGGGCGAGGAAAACAGGGUAAACGACAGUCAGAAGAUGAUGAUAUGAGAAGUGGAGUUAUGCAAAAUGGAGGUAUGCAAAGUGGAGGUAUGCAAAGUGGAGGUAUGCAAAGUGGAGGUAUGCAAAGUGGAGGUAUGCAAAGGGACGAUAUGCAAAUAGACGAUAUGCAAAGUGGAGGUAUGCAAAGGGACGAUAUGCAAAUAGACGAUAUGCAAAUGGACGACAUACAUGCCUAUGAUAAUGGGAGGGAGUCUUUCAUGCAUGACGUGCAGGUCCCAGAAGAACAGUUAAAACACAACUUACACAAAGAUGAUUUUUCCGAUGAAGUAGGAAAUAAAGAAAUUCUUUUAUUAGAGGAUCGGAAAAAGUUAUAUGAAGAAUUCGUGUUAAAAUACAUGAAGAACGAGUCGGAAAGGAAAAUGUUUAAAAUUAUUUUUAACGUAGAUUACGAUUAUAUAGACAAAGAAAUUGAAGACAAUAUUAUAAAAAGGUUUUUAGAAAAGGUUACUAGUCAAAAUUUAAACGAUUUAAAAAAUAUGGAUGACAAUUUAAAAAUUAUAGGUAAUGAAAAUUUAUUUAAUUAUAAGAAUUUUAAUUUUAAUGAAUUUUUAGAAAAAGAUAAAUCACAGAGAAGUCAUAAACAAGACAACUUGUAUGUUGCCAAUUACAUAAUAAAAAAACAGGAUAUCUUUGAAUGCAUUGAUGAUGAAACUUUUGAAGAUAUAUGUAAAAAAAUGUAUAUAAAUAAACUACUAGUUUUAAAAGAGAAUAUAUAUAAUAGUAGAAAAGAUUUAUAUUUUUAUGAAAUUAUUUUAAAUAUAAAAAAUGCACAAGAAAUACAUGAUUUGUAUUUAAUUGACGAAUAUGAAAAGAUGAUUAAUGAUAUUAUAAAAACAAAUAUUUUAAAUAAAAAUUAUGGAAAUAUUAAAAAUUUAUAUUUAAAAAAAAUUAUAAAUUUUUUAAAUAUAUCUGAAGAGCAAGCAGCAGAUGUCGAACUCUGUUGUAUAUUUAAGCAGACUCAUUCAAUAUUUAGUACAAUUAAGGAAAACUUUUAUAUAUACAAAAGUGAUUCUCAUUUUAUUAAUAAUAUUAAUGAAAUAUUGCUUAUAUAUAAUAACUUUAAUCUUAUAAAAAAAGAGGGUGAAAAAUAUUAUGUGAAGUUUUCCUUAAUUGAACCAAACUACAAUUUAGUACACAGAAUAAUAGAGAGAUAUGUCCUAUACGUAAUAGACAUCAUCAAUGAUGAAAACAGGUUAAUCUAUAAGGAGAACAUUUUCAAAUUAACGAGAAUUCUAAACGUUGACCAUAGCGUCAUUAGUGAUAUAUCCACUAAAAUAUACGAGAAAUACAUCAAAAGUCAAGACCUAAAUGCUAUCAACAACAUGGACUCCUUUUUCACAUUUUUAUUUAACAUGAAUUCAAAGGAACAAAACAAAAUAGUUUUAAACCAUCUAAAAAAAAAACUGGAAUAUUACAUGACGUCUAGUGAUAGUUGCCAGGAAAAAUUGAAAAAUUCGUACGAUUUGUUAACCUUCAUAAACAACAAUUUGAAACUGAAGAAAAAUAUAUUUGAUUUAUCCUCACUGAGUACUGAGAUGAUAUAUGAGUUUUUAACCUUCUGCAUCGAUGACUAUCUGCAUAGGAAAAAGACGGAAUCGUUUAUCGUAUCACAAAACGAUUACAUAAACAACUUGAACAAAUUUUUAAGCAAAAUUAAGACGUUCAUAAAAGGACAAGAGGAAAGUUUUCACCUGACGAACAUUCUAAACACUUUGAAAAGGGACACCAUCAAAAAGGCUAUAGAUUUUUUGGAUAAAUUCAAAUAUGACAUGUGCAUAGAAGAAAUAUACAACUUAAUCAAAUUGCAGAUGGUUAAUAGCAAUAUUAAUUUUGCAGACGUAGAUAUUGAAAAAAGGAAGAAAUUGGUUAAUAUAUUUUCCUACCAAAAUAUUAGCGAUGAGAAGAAAUUCCUCUUCUUGGAUAUUUUAAAUAAGACCUUAUUAUGA
Molecule: messenger RNA, 4884 nt
Organism: Plasmodium malariae
Lineage: Eukaryota; Apicomplexa; Aconoidasida; Haemosporida; Plasmodiidae
Product: conserved Plasmodium protein, unknown function
Exons: 9
Coding region: 1-4884 (1627 amino acids)
Source: RefSeq, a predicted model, not a curated record